AAAUAAACUGUCAACUGAUAGUGCAAUCAAUACUACAGCCUGUCAUACCUGCGCGGUGCAAAUUAGAAAAAUAAAUCAAUAAUCUUUUCAACUGAAUGUACUGUGUUUGUCUUCAAAGAAAUUUGAAUUUCACAAAGGUUCAGUAUUACAUCAAUUGAAUCCUUAUGCGUUUGUGAAAAAGUUUAAACUAGGUUUCAAAAUGGAAGUGCAGUUCGGGCCCAAUCCGGUAGAUGAAAAGAACUUGGUAUUUAAAUUUCAACGAAAAAUUAAAGUUUUCAACACUGAAGAUCCAUUACCCAAUAGAGGCUACAAUCUAGUGGCUAGCAGCUCAAAGUAUGGGAUCGUUUUUGUAGCAUCCCCUGAUGGUUAUUUGUCGGCCUAUAGUCUUAGUGAGCUUAUUGAUAAGUCCAAAGAUGGCUUACAUCUCACUGUCAAACUCCAAGAGAAACCAACACACAUUGCCGUGAGCUGUGACAAUGAGCUUUUGGCUGUUACGGGAGGCCAGCUCUUGUGUAUUUACAAGGUCACCGACUUCCAGAACCAGAAUGUUUCACCAUCUCUGUCGCUCAGAUGUGAUGUCAGCCCCUCUACAUUUGUGUCGGCUAUGCAAUGGAACCCAUGCAUCCCUGAUUCUCUAGUGAUUGUGUUUUUCGAUGGCACAUUACUGGCUUGCCAGGCUAGCACUUCUCAAGUUAAGAAAGUGCAGUCUAAGGGGAGAUGUCUUUGCUGGAGCCCCAAAGGCAAGCAAUUUGUAACGGGCAACAGCGACGGAACCCUCACUCAAUAUAAGCCAGAUCUGACAGCCGCUAAGUCUGUGCCUGCCCCUAAGCUCUUUGAGGGCGCUCCACUAGAGGCCUUGGCUAUAUACUGGAUCUCAACUUUCCAGUUUGCUGUGGUCUAUAAGAAUGCUACUGAUAACAGUCGACCUGCUGUAACCAUAGUAAACACCCCAAAAGCGGGUCAAGCAACGUGCUUGAAUUAUGAAGAUGUUUGCUAUAGCACAGGGUCAAACAGGCCCUGGUAUUACUAUUUAUUGGGUCUUGCUCCUUGGAACUUAAUAUUGGCUUCGUCAUCGAAUGGAAUGGAAAUUGCAACAGUAGCGUCAGCUGACGGCACUAGCUGGGUGCAGUGGUCUUUGGUAAAUCAACUUUUGCCGUUAUUCCACAAGGGUUUGAUAAUAAGUUGUAGAAGUUGUUAUUAUAACACUGCCAAAGUAUAA
Molecule: messenger RNA, 1219 nt
Organism: Ostrinia furnacalis (Asian corn borer)
Lineage: Eukaryota; Metazoa; Arthropoda; Insecta; Lepidoptera; Crambidae
Product: nuclear pore complex protein Nup214-like
Exons: 8
Coding region: 200-1219 (339 amino acids)
Biological process (GO): protein import into nucleus; RNA export from nucleus
Cellular component (GO): nuclear pore
Molecular function (GO): structural constituent of nuclear pore; protein binding
Source: RefSeq, a predicted model, not a curated record